Messenger RNA from Rattus rattus (black rat), 1248 nucleotides. Its product is annotated as zinc finger protein 431-like. Gene Ontology annotation, molecular function: DNA-binding transcription repressor activity, RNA polymerase II-specific. The record is from RefSeq and is a predicted model, not a curated record. The transcript is spliced from 7 exons. The coding region runs from base 1 to 1248 and encodes 415 amino acids. Lineage: Eukaryota; Metazoa; Chordata; Mammalia; Rodentia; Muridae. Gene Ontology annotation, biological process: negative regulation of transcription by RNA polymerase II.
AUGUAUGGGAUAUUUCAGGGUGCACUGACCUGUGAUGAUUUACACAUAAACUUCACUCAGGAAGAGUGGGCCUUGCUGGACCCAUCUCAGCAGAGACUUUACAAAGAUGUGAUGCUGGAGACCUACAGGAACCUCACCGCUAUAGGAUACAAUUGGGAAGACCAUGAUAUUGAAGAACAUUUCCAAAGUGAUAGAAGACAUGGAAGGCAUGUAAGAAGUCAUGCUGGAGAGAAAUCAUAUGAAUAUACACAAUGUAAUAAAGCCUUCACAUGUCACAGUCAUAGCUAUGUUCAAAUACAUGAAAGAACACAUACUGGAGAGAAACCCUAUGAAUGUAAUCAGUGUGAUAAAGCCUUUGCACAUAAGAGUACUUUGAUUUUGCAUAAAAGAACACAUACUGGAGAGAAACCUUAUGAAUGUAAUCAAUGUGGCAGAACCUUUGCACAUCAGAAUACUUUGGUGUUGCAUAAAAGAACACAUACUGGAGAGAAACCUUAUGAAUGUAAUCAAUGUGGCAAAACCUUUGCACAUCAGCUUACUUCCAAAAGGCAUAAAAUAAUACAUACUAGGAAAAAAACCUACAAAUGCAAUCAGUGUGGUGAAGCCUUUGCACAACUCGGUCAUCUCCAAGUUCAUAUAAUAACACAUACUGGAGAGAAACCUUAUAAAUGCAAUCAGUGCAGUAAAUCAUUUGUAUGUCUCAGUCAUCUUCAGACUCAUGAAAGAAUCCAUACUGGAGAGAAACCUUACAAGUGUAAUCAAUGUGAUAAAACCUUUUCACAACACCCUAGUCUCCAAUCGCAUAAAAGAGUACAUACUGGAGAGAGACCCUACAAAUGCAAUCAAUGUGAUAAAGGUUUUUCACAAAGUAGUACUCUCCAAAUUCAUCUAAGAACACACACUGGCGAGAAACCCUAUGAAUGUACACAAUGUGGUAAAGUUUUUGCAUAUAGCAGUGCUCUCCGAUACCAUAAAAGGAAUCAUACUGGAGAGAAUCCAUAUUACUGUAAGCAAUGUGAUAAAGCCAUUUCACAUCACAGUCAUCUUCAAAGGCAUGAAAAAAAAAUCAUUCUGGGGAGAAACCUUAGGAAUAUACCUAAUAUUGUGAAGACUUUGCACAUUUCCAUAAUUAUCAUGACAAUUACGGCCUCCUUCCAGAGUCUUCAUUCUUCUUCCAUGUUUAUGCAAGCAGCUGUCAGUAAGCUUCCCACAGUCCACCAGUUAGCAGGGCCAGUUGAACCUUACUGA